CCAUCGAAUUUCGAGAAUCGCAAUCUCCUGAAACGAAACAAUUCCACCUGCGGGUUUCGUGAUCAACUUUCUCAUAUCAAAUUGAAAUUCGCCCAGAAAUUGCUGUCUUAAGCAUUCACGGAUAGGGGAGGAAGGAAACGCUUUCCGCCAACUGCUCAAACCAGUUUGUCACCUGUGACUCCUUGAGUACCCCCGCCGAUUUAUUGGAGAUCCUUGGCCUUGAUCGCAUGAUUUGGUACAUGUCCCGAUAACAUACGACAUCAGCUACCAACAUCCCGCGAACGGCCUUGACAUGGCGUUACUGGGCUGCUCACUGAUUCUCGCCUCCGUCGUCCUAUUCUGCAUGCGCAGGCCGGCCUGGUUUUCCUCCAUAUUCGGAGGUCCUCCGCGACAUCGGAUAGGGCCGCCGCCAAAGGAGACGCCAGAGACCGAACCUGCCCUCACGCCGGACAGUUCGGAACAUCACGGCUCCAAGCGCGAAGACGGCACAGCCGCGCCAACCAACCGGCAGACUGCGGUCCAGGUCCCGAUACCUCCUCUCCAGCCCGUGAUUCAGCACACGGCUCCAGUGGCAGAGGCGGCAAACCUCGAAUCGUCAAACUAUGAUUCAGCCGGAGAUGGCCAAACCACCCCCAAGACUUCGGCAGUCGUCCUCGACACUUCCAUCCCAGCAUUCUCACUCUCCGUGGCAGAACCAGCCCCCAACGCCUCGAAUCCGAACAGAGACGUGGACCCUGGCCCAUUAUCAACGAUCCCAGCACCAACCCUAAUGAUGCCCCCUCCCCCGCGGCCACCAACUCUCCGCCCACACACCACCAGCACCUCCCCCUCCCUCGCGCUUCCUCCUCAGCGAUUCCGCAACAACAACCACCCUCUCCCCGCCCGAGGCCAACAACAACAGCAACCAGGCUGUUCAACCCUCGCCCCGCCGCCAACCCACACCUCCAAACCGACCAAACCCUCGCGCGCCGUCGUCCUCACGCCGGGCCACUCCCCGCUGGACUGGGCGCGGCUCUCCACCAACCCAACAACCGACCUGCGGGGGCUACCGCCAGGCACCCCCUACCUGCGGGUAACGCCGAGCAUGCUCAGAAAGAUGACAGGUCGUAGGGGAAAGGACGCGUGGACGGUUUUGGGCGGGAGGGUUUACAACAUCACGCCGUACCUUGCUUUCCACCCUGGGGGGGAGCCCGAGUUGUUGAGGGGGGCUGGGAGGGACGGGACGAAGUUGUUUGGGGAGGUGCAUCCGUGGGUGAAUUAUGAGGGGAUGUUGGCGGCUUGUUUGGUGGGGAUAUAUGUGCCUGAGGAGGAGGAUGGGGGUGAGAGGGCGGGUGGUGCGAGAGCUGGGGCAGAUAUGGAGGCGAUGGAUUAGUUUGUGAGAGUUCUCGGGGUGUGAGGUGCUUGGAAUCUAGAGAGGGACGUCAAAUCAAGCCGGGCAAGCGCGGAAUCUGCGAUGAUUUCAUUGUACCAUAAACCUGUCUUAAAACAGAGUUCCCUGGUGGGAAGCACAUUUGAUCGAAUGAUACCCAAUCGACCAGAA
Molecule: messenger RNA, 1540 nt
Organism: Parathielavia appendiculata
Lineage: Eukaryota; Fungi; Ascomycota; Sordariomycetes; Sordariales; Chaetomiaceae
Exons: 1
Coding region: 293-1372 (359 amino acids)
Molecular function (GO): heme binding; cytochrome-b5 reductase activity, acting on NAD(P)H
Source: RefSeq, a predicted model, not a curated record